Molecule: messenger RNA, 291 nt
Organism: Plenodomus lingam JN3
Lineage: Eukaryota; Fungi; Ascomycota; Dothideomycetes; Pleosporales; Leptosphaeriaceae
Source: RefSeq, a predicted model, not a curated record
AUGAUAGCCUACCCCUUCCUCUACUACCUCAUCAAACUCCUCACCUUCCUCUUCUCCAUCUUCGUCACCCCCAUCCUCGCCGCCCUCGCCUUCAUAAACAGGAUGUUCCAGGACCCGCAGGACCGCCAGGACUCGCAAAAUGGCCAGGAAACCCAAGGCCGGCACGACCCGCAAGAUCGCCAGAAAAGACAAACGCUAUACCAACACCAGCACCACCAGAACCAAAAUCAACAUCAAGAUCGGGUGACUGCGCUUGCGAGGUGGGCUCGUUGCGAGGUGCGUGGUGGGUAA